Eremothecium sinecaudum is the source of this 1218-nucleotide messenger RNA. It is a transcript of the gene VCX1, whose product is annotated as Vcx1p. The transcript has a single exon. The record is from RefSeq and is a predicted model, not a curated record. Gene Ontology annotation, cellular component: fungal-type vacuole membrane. Gene Ontology annotation, biological process: calcium ion transmembrane transport; intracellular calcium ion homeostasis. Bases 1 to 1218 code for a protein of 405 amino acids. Gene Ontology annotation, molecular function: calcium:proton antiporter activity. NCBI's taxonomy places the organism in Eukaryota, Fungi, Ascomycota, Saccharomycetes, Saccharomycetales, Saccharomycetaceae.
AUGAAUGCACCUUUGUUAAGCAACGGGCGUGAAAGUUCUUCUACUGGAAAUCCAUUACAAAAUGCGAUUCGUGAUUGUAAGGUAGUUUUUAAAUCCUCUCCAAUUAAUUAUAUGCUAGUAUUUCUACCGUUGGGGUUGAUUUUUGGAUAUGGAAAGUUAUCUACUACAUGGGUGUUCGUGCUUAACUUUCUUGCAAUUAUUCCCUUGGCAGGCAUAUUGGCAUAUGCUACAGAAGAACUCUCUGCUAAAACUGGGAACACCAUAGGUGGACUUUUGAAUGCUACUUUAGGUAAUGCAGUUGAACUAAUUGUUUCUAUAAUUGCCUUAAAGCGUGGACAGGUUCGUAUUGUCCAGGCAUCUAUGCUAGGCUCUUUACUAUCGAAUUUAUUGUUAGUGCUAGGUUUCUGCUUUCUAUUUGGUGGUCUAGGCAGGACUCAGCAGAAGUUCAACCAGACCGCAGCCCAGACGAUGAGUUCAUUAUUGACUAUCUCUUGUGCAUCGUUACUCAUUCCGGCCGCAUUUAAAGCGACAAUAAGUGACGACACCAAUGAAAUGGCAGCAUUGAUAAAUGAUAAACUAUUAAAGCUUUCUAGGGGUACCUCGAUGAUGCUUUUAUUGGUGUACGUUUUGUUUUUGUACUUCCAACUCUACACUCAUCAUCCACUUUUCGAAGAGCAGGAAGUAGUGGAGGAAAGAAUAGAUAGGGAUAGUCAAAAGCUAACCGCGAAAUCGUCAUUCAUCUUCCUUGUAGUAUCCACAAUCCUCAUCUCAAUCAGCGCGGAUUUCUUAGUGGGUACAAUUGACGAUAUAGUCGCUACGUCAGGGCUAUCUAAAACAUUUAUCGGGUUAAUUGUUAUCCCCAUCAUAGGAAAUGCCGCUGAGCAUGUUACGAGUGUUAUCGUAGCUACUAAAGACAAUAUGUCCUUGGCAUUGACGGUUGCUAUUGGAUCUUCUCUACAAAUAUCACUUUUUGUUACACCAUUCAUGGUGUUAACGGGGUGGCUGAUAGGCGUCCCAAUGACAUUAAAUUUCUCAACCUUCGAAACUACUACCCUCUUUAUAAGUGUGUUUUUAUCCAACUACUUGAUAUUAGACGGCGAAUCCAACUGGCUAGAAGGUGUUAUGUCUCUAACUAUGUAUGCUUUGAUCUCCCUAGCAUUCUUCUACUAUCCAGAUGAACAGCCUGUCGUCCAUAUCAUCAAAACAGUGUCGACCUAA